Sycon ciliatum is the source of this 3298-nucleotide messenger RNA. Its product is annotated as OTU domain-containing protein 5-like. The transcript is spliced from 9 exons. Lineage: Eukaryota; Metazoa; Porifera; Calcarea; Leucosolenida; Sycettidae. Bases 309 to 2102 code for a protein of 597 amino acids. Gene Ontology annotation, biological process: protein deubiquitination. Gene Ontology annotation, molecular function: cysteine-type deubiquitinase activity. The record is from RefSeq and is a predicted model, not a curated record.
UUGUAUUUUUGUAAUCCAGACAACAAUACAUUGUUCCUCGAGAAACCUUACUUGUUGUUCACAUAGUCGCCGAUGGAUGUGAUAGUCGUUUCGGCUCAGUCAAACAGGACUUCUAGAUUCAUAUAAUUAUCUUGUGAUUUUUAGUGCCAUUUGCAAGUAGCAGUUUGGAAAGGAAAGUUGAGUGCUUCCCGUCUCCAGUGGAAAACUUAUUGAAUGUGAAUUUCGCCUUACUUGCAUGGUUACUUGCAUGGUCGUGGAAGUGCACCGAUGAUAAUAUUGUAGUUCCUGAAAAGCUACGUGAAGGAGGGAUGACAAUCAAACCCGUUGCACCUGACCAGAGGAGUUCAUCUGAGGACUCAAGCGAUGGCGACGCCAGUGUUCCACCACCUAGCCGACAGCCGUUUCAUCGACUAGCUUCUCAGGACAGUGAUACAUGUAGCCACUCCUUGGAGGCUGAGAAAUGCACAAGGCAGAAGCGCAGGGCGAAGAAUCGCGUGAAGCGACCAUCCCCAAGUCAGUCCCAAGCGAUGGCGAGUACCAUGCAAAGGGGUGCCGAGGCUUCUGGCUAUAACAGCUCAGACGAACGAGAGGGCAGAGUUCUGAUAUCUAAUGAAAAAGAGAAGCAAUUUGAGCAGCUUCUCUUGAAGGAACUUGGAUUUGUCAUUAGAAAGAUGCGCGAAGAUGGUGCUUGUUUAUUUCGUGCUGUAGCGGAGCAAGUGUACGGUGAUCAGGAGUUCCAUGGCUCAGUCAGAAAAUGCUGCAUGGACUAUAUUUUGCAGAAUGCGGAUCACUUUUCCCAGUACCUAACCGAGGACGUGCGGCAGUAUGUGAGACGGAAGAGUGAGGCGAGCUGCUUUGGCAACAACAUUGAGAUCCAGGCGAUGUCUGAGUUGUUCAGUCGAUCAAUAGAAGUGUAUCAAUAUGAGGCUGCACCGAUUAACAUCUUUCAAAGUGUCUACCAUCAACAGAACGCACCGAUUCGCAUCAGCUACCAUUACAACAGCCACUACAAUGCCGUCAUCGAUCCGGCCAACCCAUCCUUUGGUGUUGGUUUAGGCCUAGCAGGCUUGGAGCCGGGGCUGGCAGAUCGAAGCUUACUGAAGGAUGCGUAUGCUGCAUCGGAGCAGCACGAGUUAGAAGAGACGAUGCUACGUAACCAAAUGAAAGCCAGCGACUGGGAGGCCACUGCCUAUGAGAUGGAGCAGCAAGUAAAGGACAUGUCGUAUCGGGAGCUAUUCCAGGACCGAGGAGAUAAGGUAGCGGAUGGUGCCAGACGCAAGCGUCGACGCUCAUCGCCGCGCACAUCUCCUGCUGGCUUAUCGGAUGAUGAGAGCUACAGUCCAUCCAAACGGCCGUCACCUCCCAGCUCACCGGUCACGUCGCUGCAGUCACUGCAGUUCGUCCAGAAGCAUCAGAUUGCACUGCGGCGCAUACGCAAUGAGAACCUGCUAGGCAUGGGCGCAGCACGGCCUACAGACCGCUCCGUUGCGCCGUCGGCUGGUGGCCAGCCGUUAGCGACUGCACGCACGUCGCUAAGUGCUGCUGCUGCUUCGCGUGCGCAGUCAUCGUGCCGAGCAUCUAGUGUCGUCAGCCCACGACAGUCUCCUUCUCCUCCGCGCCGCGCGUCGCAAAGUCUCCAUCAGCCUGCCUGCUGUUCUGUGUCGCCGUUCUUGGCAGGUGCACCCACCCCAGCUCCUACUACUGUUGCUGCAACUUCUUCUGCUUUUGUUGGUAGCAGUAGCAGCAGUGGUGUUUCAUUUGGGACACUGUCAGCACCUGGCACUGCUCCAGUUGUUGCUUCGACUUCAGGGAGCAGCACAUCAGUAGGAUUGGCGGUCUCGUCUCACUCUGCCCAGCAGUCACGAGCAUCGGCGACUGUGCUAGCAUCCUCAGCGUCGUCUGUGUCAGCGCCACGAUCACCAUCUCUACUCGAGCAACGGGAUGCCAUGGUUGCGGCAGACCUAGUCACUGCAGAGCUACUGGGUGCUAGUAACGCUGUUGACAGUCUGGAUGAGGCUAGUAUUCUGGCUAGUGUUAUCGCCGCAUCGCAACAGGAAUACUUUGACCAACUCCGGGCACGGGGCUCAUCACCAGACAAGUAAUAUGUUGCGUGCGUGAAAGCAGUGGCAAACUAAGCCUACCCAGUGAGUGCAGGACACUCACCUUCACCGACCGGAGCAGUACUGCGACCAGACUUCCGCAAGUACGCCGUGUCUUGUGUUGCUUUUUGUAAACCUGACGGCCACGUGUGCACAUGUCUGUGGGUGUGGAUGCUGUGCUGAUAUCCAGCAUUUCCCCACAUUACUGCCAGCACCGCCGUCUUGUUUCUAAAGAGGUUUGUGGCCAGUAGCAUGUACCGUAGCUUCUCUGCAAAAGCCGCAGUUGUAUAUACCUGUGUAAAUAUCAUAACAGUCAUUCCUCCCUUUUCACAGGUACCCUGGACCAUAUCUGCUGCCCUGGCGUGUUUGGAAUAUUUUUAAACAAAUAAUCUAAGCGGCCCCUCGUCGUAUUUUUUGGCCUACUCAGCGCAACAUGCAAUAGUUGAUAACGAUUAGUCUGCUUUUAUCUGCUCUCCACUUCUCUUGCUGAUGCUGCUUCUGAUGGCUGUGGUGCUUGCUUGUGCUGCGGCCAUCAUCCCUGCUCAUGCUGCCGCUGCCGUCCAGUGCAGCUGUUUGCCACCACCCAGUGUGUGCGUGCAUGUGUGCUUGUGUGUGUGUGUGUGCUUGUGUGUCUGUGUGUGUCUGUGUGUGUCUGUGUGUGUCUGUGUGUGUCUGUGUGUGUGUGUGUCUGUGUGUGUGUGUGUGUGUGUGCAUGUGUGUGUAUGCGUGCGCGCGUGCGUGCAGCACAGUGUUUUGCUUCACCUUGUCGAGUUUCAUAUACGCCGCUUUAAGCCAGUCCAAUACCCACCUAUUUUGAUUUAUUCUCUCUUUACAACACAGCUUAUCCCAGCCUCAGCUCGAAUAGCUGCUGUGUGUUGGUAGUUCGCGCAGCGUUGUGAUCGAUUGCCAUCGUCGCGCACUUUCCAUGUAGGUCCUUGUAACAAGUGUCUCCUGCAUAAUGCUAUUAAUGGUGUUUUUUACUCUCCGUUUUAUUCAUCCGUGUUUGUACCAUUGUGUUGUUGAUCUUGGUGUUUCGAUAGUGCUUGUUAGUGCAGUACGAUCAUGCAAUAGUUGUGUACAUUGCUCACGAUCCCGGUGUAGAGCAUCCUAUCAUUAAUAUAAAGAAGGCGCUGGAAUGUGCUACAAACGCAGUCAUACUCCGUCAGUGUUGAGUUUUUUCAAACACUUUUUAUACUGUA